AUGGCGCAGCUGGCUGGUGCUGGCCCUGGAAGUCACCGCUGGUUUUACUGGCCUUUACUGUAUGUCACGUCAUCAUUGAAACAAGAGGACAAGCUUCUCAUAUGCUGUGCAUGUGUGUGUGUGCGCGAAUUUGUAUCAUAUAAUCAGCUGCAACUCAAGAUGGUCAAAGACUUGAACGUGGGGAAUCGUGGUGAAUCCCCAGUGCCGUGUGUGGGCGCUCGUGUGGUGUCGCAGCUCGCCUGGUACUGCUCUGAAGCUGAGAAGGAUGUUCAAACGCAGGACCUUAAGUUGUUCACUUUGACAAGACUUAAAGACGUGGGCGAGGGAACAGCUCUCAAACCAGGCCAGAACAGCUGCAGGGACAGUGACAGCGAGAGCGCCAGCGGAGAAUCCAAGGGCUUCCACAGGAGCAGCUCUCGGGAAAGGCUCAGUGAUAGUUCAGCUCCUUCCAGCUUGGGAACAGGCUACUUCUGUGACAGCGACAGUGACCAGGAAGAGAAGGCAUCAGAUGCCAGCUCUGAAAAGCUCUUCAAUACUGUUAUUGUAAACAAAGAUCCGGAGUUAGGUGUCGGCACACUACCCGAACAUGACAGCCAGGAUGCAGGCCCGAUUGUCCCCAAGAUAUCGGGUCUAGAGAGAAGCCAGGAGAAGAGCCAGGACUGUUGCAAAGAGCCGAUCUUUGAGCCCGUGGUGCUUAAAGACCCCUGCCCUCAGGUCCCUCAGCCGCCACCCCAGCCGCAGGCCGAGCCCCAGCCCCGAGCUCCCUCUCCAGACCCUGACUUGGCGCGGCGCACGGAGGCCCCGCCUCAGCCCCCACGGCCAAGCACACAGCCGCCCCAGGCGCCCCCAGAGGCCCAGCUUCAGCCGGCCCCUCAGCCUCCUGUGCAGAGGCCGCCCAGGCCGCAGUCCCCCACCCAGCUUCUCCAUCAGAGCCUCCCGCCUGUGCAGGCCCACCCCUCGGCCCAGAGCCUCUCCCAGCCGUUGUCCGCCUACAACAGCAGUAGCUUAAGCCUCAACAGCUUAAGCAGUAGCAGAAGCAGCACCCCAGCGAAGACUCAGCCCGCCCCGCCUCACAUCUCUCACCACCCUUCGGCCUCCCCGUUCCCCCUCUCACUGCCCAACCACAGCCCCCUGCACAGCUUCACGCCCACCCUCCAGCCUCCCGCACACUCACAUCACCCCAAUAUGUUCGCCCCUCCCACGGCUUUGCCUCCGCCACCACCUCUGACUUCAGGGGGUCUGCAGGUCUCCGGACACCCGGCCGGAAGCACUUACUCAGAGCAAGACAUCUUGCGACAGGAACUGAACACACGUUUUCUGGCGUCUCAGAGUGCUGACCGCGGGGCGUCCCUGGGCCCCCCGCCCUACCUGCGGACCGAGUUCCACCAGCACCAGCACCAACACCAGCACACGCACCAGCACACGCACCAGCACACCUUCACACCGUUCCCCCACGCCAUCCCGCCCACCGCCAUCAUGCCGACGCCAGCACCUCCCAUGGUGCGUACCCCAGGCAGAAAUUUUGACAAAUACCCUACAAAAGUUGACCCAUUCUACCGGCACAGUCUCUUCCAUUCCUACCCUCCUGCAGUAUCGGGCAUCCCCCCUAUGAUUCCGCCCACUGGUCCUUUCGGUUCACUCCAAGGAGCAUUUCAGCCGAAGACAUCCAACCCUAUCGAUGUUGCCGCUCGACCCGGGACAGUCCCUCACACUCUGCUCCAGAAGGACCCUAGGUUGACAGAUCCUUUCAGACCUAUGUUAAGGAAACCAGGGAAGUGGUGUGCUAUGCAUGUUCACAUCGCCUGGCAGAUCUACCACCACCAACAGAAGGUCAAGAAACAGAUGCAGUCAGACCCACAUAAGCUGGACUUCGGAUUGAAACCUGAGUUCCUGAGCCGCCCCCCAGGCCCCAGCCUCUUUGGAGCCAUCCACCACCCCCACGACCUGGCCCGGCCUUCAACUUUGUUCUCUGCCGCUGGUGCUGCACACCCAACCGGGACCCCUUUUGGGCCACCGCCUCAUCACACCAACUUCCUUAACCCUGCCGCUCACCUGGAGCCUUUUAACCGUCCGUCGACGUUCACUGGCCUCGCAGCGGUUGGUGGCAACGCCUUCGGGGGACUUGGAAAUCCUUCAGUUACACCCAACUCAGUGUUCGGCCACAAGGAUGGCCCCAGUGUGCAGAACUUUAGCAGCCCUCACGAGCCCUGGAACCGGCUGCACCGAACGCCUCCGUCGUUCCCGACCCCUCCGCCCUGGCUGAAGCCAGGCGAGCUGGAGCGUAGCGCGUCCGCUGCAGCUCAUGACAGAGAUAGAGAUGUAGAUAAACGAGACUCAUCCGUUAGUAAAGAUGACAAAGAAAGGGAAAGCGUUGAGAAAAGACACUCCAGCCACCCUUCACCAGCACCUGUCCUCCCGGUGAGCACCCUGGGACAUAACCGUAGCUCCGCCGAACAGAUCAGGGGUCAUUUGAACACUGAGGCUCGUGAGAAAGACAAAUCCAAAGAGAGGGAGAGAGACCACUCAGAAUCCCGCAAGGACCCGACCGCCGAGGAGCACAAGGCGAAGGAGGGCCACCUGCCGGAGAAGGACGGCCACGGCCACGAGGGGCGGGCCACGGGCGAAGAGGCCAAGCAGCUGGCCCGGGUGCCGUCACCCUACGUGCGGACCCCCGUGGUGGAGGGCGCCAGACCCAACAGCACCUCGAGCCGCGAGGCCGAGCCGCGCAAGAGCGAACCUGCCUACGAGAACCCCAAGAAGAGCUCGGAGGUCAAGGUGAAGGAGGAGCGCAAGGAGGAGCACGACCUGCCUCCCGAGGCCCCGCAGGCCCACCGGUCUUCGGAGCCCCCUCCUCCGAACUCCUCGGCCAGCGUGCACCCGGGGCCCCUGGCCUCGAUGCCCAUGACGGUGGGGGUGACGGGCAUUCACCCCAUGAACAGCAUCAGCAGCCUGGACAGGACUCGCAUGAUGACCCCGUUCAUGGGCAUCAGCCCCAUCCCGGGCGGAGAGCGGUUCCCGUACCCUUCUUUCCACUGGGACCCCAUCCGGGACCCUCUGAGGGAUCCCUACCGAGAACUCGACAUCCACCGGAGAGACCCGCUGGGCAGGGACUUCCUGCUGAGGAACGACCCCCUGCACCGGCUCUCCACCCCGCGGCUCUACGAAGCCGAGCGCUCCUUUAGGGACCGGGAGCCCCAUGACUACAACCACCACCACCACCACCACCACCACCCGCUGUCCGUGGACCCGCGGCGGGAGCACGAGCGCGGGGCUCACCUGGACGAGCGGGAGCGCUUGCAGAUGCUCAGAGAGGACUACGAGCAUGCGCGGCUCCACCCCGUGCACCCCGCCUCCCUGGACGGACACCUGCCGCACCCCAGCCUCCUCACCCCGGGGCUUCCCAGCAUGCACUACCCCAGGAUCAGCCCCACCGCGGGGCACCAGAACGGACUGCUCAACAAGACCCCUCCGACGGCGGCGCUGAGCGCGCCCCCCCCGCUCAUCUCCACGCUGGGGGGCCGCCCGGUCUCCCCCAGAAGGACUACGCCUCUGUCUGCAGAGAUGAGGGAGAGGCCUCCUUCCCAUACCCUGAAGGAUAUCGAAGCUCGGUAAGGAGGGCAGGACGCGAGGGAGGAGAGACCGCGUCCACACCGACGCGGCGCCAGGCCCGGGGCGGGGAGCGAGAGCGGACCUGACCGACCUGGGGGGGCCCGCGCGCCCCCGCCUCCUCCCCCUGUAAAAAAUGUAUAGACUCAAGUGCAGAUUUUGAAAUGUUUUUUUGUAUAUGAUAUGUUGAAAUUUUUCAGAUCUUUUAGCCAAGUUCUAUGUUCUCAUGUUCUCUAACUCUUUUGGGUUCUGGUAUAAAACUUUGAUUUGAACCAAAACAGUGAAGAUGACAGACACACACCGACGCGGUGGUGAUUGGGGGGAGGGGGAAGCAAACAGCAGUCCACAAGCCCAUCCUGCGAAGCUCCUUCGGAUCAGAAGGGAAGGCCAUGUACAUAGUUAUGUUAAAAAAAAAAAAAAAAAAAAAAACACACAAAAACCACAAAAACCA
Messenger RNA from Hyaena hyaena (striped hyena), 4057 nucleotides. It is a transcript of the gene AUTS2, whose product is annotated as activator of transcription and developmental regulator AUTS2. The transcript has 20 exons. NCBI's taxonomy places the organism in Eukaryota, Metazoa, Chordata, Mammalia, Carnivora, Hyaenidae. The record is from RefSeq and is a predicted model, not a curated record. The coding region runs from base 1 to 3612 and encodes 1203 amino acids.